Saccoglossus kowalevskii is the source of this 768-nucleotide messenger RNA. RefSeq names its product chymotrypsinogen B-like. Gene Ontology annotation, molecular function: serine-type endopeptidase activity. Gene Ontology annotation, biological process: proteolysis. NCBI's taxonomy places the organism in Eukaryota, Metazoa, Hemichordata, Enteropneusta, Harrimaniidae. The record is from RefSeq and is a predicted model, not a curated record.
AUGGAACCGUUAUUGGAGAAUAUAACAAGUAAUGUAAAAGGCGGAGUUGUUGAGUCGUGUUUGCACCCGUGGAUGGCAAUAGUAAAUUACACGCAAGGUGAUACGGAGCACAUUUGUGGCGGAAUUCUUGUUCACAAAAAAUAUGUACUGACUGCAGCACAAUGUGCUAUGGCAGAACCAGCGGUCUACGAAGUGUACCUUGGUAAACAUGAUCGUUUCGAUAAUUCUGACGGAGUGUUGUAUGCCGUGAGUACAAUAACUGUUCGCUUCCUUGAUGUCUCCGACUCAUUGUUUAGUGAUUAUGCCGUACUGAAGUUAGCAAACGCAGCAGAUACCAACAACCCUCGUAUAUUACCUAUAGACUUAGGCAAGAGGACGAUAUGGAAUGGAGAGAUGUGUCAAAUCAUAGGCUGGGGAACACAAGCAGGUGAUAACCUGCAAUAUCCCCAGAUAGCAAAUGUGGCCAUUUUAAACAACACUCAGUGUGCUCAGGACCUGGAAGAUGAUAUUACUGACAACAUGAUCUGUGCAGUCAACCAAAUACCGGCAGUAUGCCCAGGUGAUAUAGGAGGACCCUUGAUUUGCCAGACUGAUGGUAAGUGGGAAGUCCAUGGUAUUACUAGCUUGGCUGACUCUGCCUGUGCACAAGACGUUCCAGAUGUUUACACUCGCAUAAGCGCCAAUUUUGAUGCCCUUAAUAGAAUGAUUCCUGGUAGUGAAAAUGGCAACCAUGGAUUUGGGAAUGGUAAUGGAAAUGGAAAUAGUUAG